GUUUGUGUCUAUGUUUGACUCAGAUUUUCACAGCCUUUACAGUAAGCAGUGAUUUCAUAGCUUCCUGGAAGUGUCUCGUUAUAGGAGAGGCGUUAGCUUUUGUUCCUGUGUUAUCAGAAGUUUUGUGUCUCACCAGUAGCAGGCUCACAUACAGCAUGUGAUCCAGAGCUGUGAGGGAAAUUGUCCCCACUCCUCAGAUCCUUUGUUGAUGUAGAGCCCGAAGGCUUCGUUCUGGCGUUCUGAAGGUGCUUGCUAUUGUGGUGGACAUCAGCUAUUCAUCUUAACCUGCAUUUACAAGUGUGUCUCUGCACAUCAUCAUCCAUUAAAGCCUCGAGUCAGUAUUUUGUUUUCUUACUUUAAUUAUUUGACUGUGUCUGGUAAUACAAUGCAAAACACAGACAAAUAUUCUCCCUGUAACCAUACAGAUUAAUCCCAAAUCACUAAAUGUAGGAAAUCUUUCCCCUGAAAAUAGAAGAAAGGCACUUUCUCACUCACAGACCCAAGUUCAUAGCAUGUGUGAUUCAGUGUCUCAGUUGAAUCUCUUAGAGCAGCAUCUUGGCUGUUACUGAGUUUGUUUCAUGACUGAUUUUCUGCAUCUGGUUUUGCUGGAGAGUUCAGGCUGUUUGUGCAGGGCUUCAAUACUAAGACUUUUUAAGCUGGCCUGAAAUCUGGAGGAAAUUAUCUGUCCCAUACCCCUACCUGUCAAAACUUUCUCAUAGGACUUCAGAUAUUACUCCUCUGUAGGUAGGACUGGGUAUGCAGCUGAUCCUCUCUGUGGGUUUGAGCUGAGGAGGAACCAUGAGCACCUUCUGCUUCUUUGCUUAUGCAGGGAGCAACGCCAGGAUGCUUCUGUGGGUAAAUCUUUGUGCUCUGUGCCUUUCCUCCUGGUCCUUCAGUUGCUGUGCUUCAACAGAAGCCCUUAAGUAUAAUAUCUCUGGAUAUUAUCUGGAUGUUUGAGGGUUUCAGUCACAGGUUUUCCUUUUUAUCAAUGUAUUAAUGAGAAAGACAUCUUUGGUCAUUCAGUGAACUUUACAAAUCAUGAGUGUUUUCAGUGCCGUCAUGUAAGUGGAAAAAAAAUUACUCAGAGUUUUUGGAUGAUUCGCCAGACAUUCCCAAAGGACAUUUGCUGCACAUGAUGUCGAUGUGCAUCAGAAAACGGAACUGCCUGUCAGUGUUUGUGGCCUCACUGAAUGCUGCUUGAUAAUGGCUUGGUUAACUUGGGUCUCUGGGGACUGAGCUAACUAACAUCCGUUGCCAGUAUUAUACUUAACUUGCGUGCUUUCAUUUCAUGCAGCUUUGUCACACUGCUAGAAUGGUGGGGAAGAAUUAGGAUAGAAUAAAGUGACUUAAGAAAGUCAGCCAAAAUUAAGGGGAGUUUUGAUGAGGGAUUUUUUUUUCUUCAUGAUGUUUCAUUGCUUUCUCUCAAUUUGUGUCUUCUUUGGUCUUCACAAAAGGAUGAUUAUUUUUCACUCUGAAAAGCUCAAGAUGUCCAGCAGGCAGUAGGAGCACAGACUGGAGCUGGAAGGAUUGUGUGCAGGAAAUGACAUUGCCAGACCUACAGAGCAGUCAGUAAGGUGCUUCACAACUUGCAGCUGGUUUGGUUACAGCAGAAUUAGUAAAAAUGGAAUGAAUCCACAGCUGGUUCUUAUUUGGGGGCACACAGUCUCAAGGCCGUGGGAUUUGUCUGCAGACCUGCAUGUGAAGAGAUGGUGUCUCUUACUUCCCAAAUGAACAGGGCUUGGGUACUUGAAAUGCACUGAUGCCUACACUGUGUUUCUUCCUACGCAAGAAGGGAUUUGUACAUACAGCACUAUGUCAAGGAAAAGAAAGCUGUUGGCUCAAUUAAGCGCCCUCCAAAGCAACUCCAGCAUCCCUCUUUCUGAUGCCUUGAAGAGCCCCACCACGACUCCUGAUGGCAACUCUUCUCCAACAAGCAGCAAAUAUUUUGUAACAGAGAAAAAACAAUCUUCCCAACUGGAAGCAGAUUUCUUCAACCAGCCCUGUAUCAGCCUGGCCAAAUCCUUCCUGGGACAGAUUCUAGUUCGCAAACUUCCCGACGGCAGGGAGCUCUGGGGGAGGAUUGUUGAAACAGAAGCUUAUCUUGGUGGGGAAGAUGAGGCUUCUCACUCAAAAGGUGGGAAGCAAACUCAACGGAACGCAGCCAUGUUCAUGAAACCAGGCACUCUGUACGUGUACCAGAUCUAUGGGAUUUAUUUCUGCGUGAACGUUUCCAGCCAAGGGGAAGGGGCUGCAGUCUUACUCCGCUCUCUGGAGCCUCUCCAGGGUUUGGAUGUGAUGAGGGAGCUGCGCAGCACUUCAAGGAAAGGACCUGCAAAGCCACUGAAGGACUGGCAGCUGUGUAAUGGGCCCUCCAAGCUCUGCCAAGCAUUUGGGAUUGAUAAGGCUUUUGACCAAAGGGACCUGACUCAAGACGCGGCAAUCUGGAUGGUACCUGGACAGGAGCUGCCCAGGGAGCAGGACGUGGUAGCCACAACCAGGAUUGGUAUUGGGAACAGAGGGGAAUGGUCACAGAAACCUCUCAGGUUUUAUUUAAGAGGAAACAAAUUUGUGAGUGUUGUAGACAAGAAAAUGGAGCGAGAGAUGGCAGCAAUGGAACCCAUCUCUUGCAGCUGAUGAAUCUUGCAAGUGUGCCACCAACCAGGACUUGAGCUGUGUGCUCUUUUGGAGAGCCUCAAGCCGUGUUGGGGCAGCAGCAAGGGCAGCUUGGAGGUUUUUAACAAUAAACAUAACUUUAUUGCA
This is a messenger RNA of Lagopus leucura (white-tailed ptarmigan), 2760 nucleotides long. RefSeq names its product N-methylpurine DNA glycosylase (gene MPG). The record is from RefSeq and is a predicted model, not a curated record. Gene Ontology annotation, molecular function: DNA binding; alkylbase DNA N-glycosylase activity. Gene Ontology annotation, biological process: base-excision repair. The transcript has 5 exons. The coding region runs from base 1813 to 2634 and encodes 273 amino acids. Lineage: Eukaryota; Metazoa; Chordata; Aves; Galliformes; Phasianidae.